Molecule: messenger RNA, 339 nt
Organism: Fusarium sp. VM40
Lineage: Eukaryota; Fungi; Ascomycota; Sordariomycetes; Hypocreales; Nectriaceae
Source: the annotation of a GenBank genome assembly
AUGAUGUCAGCACGAUCCAUGAUGGCUCUGCGCUCUGCGCAACCUAGCAAGAUGAUCCUGGGACGAGGAUUCUUCACUACAUCAACACGUCUCAGCCUCAAGGAGUCAUCCAGCCAAACCGACGUCGAUUAUGAGAAGCACAAGCAGGACUCCCUGAACAAGCAGAAGCAGGGCAGCGGCCACUGGAAGCCCGAGCUCGCUUCUGACAGCGAGGAGGCCGUCAAGGCUGAUCGAUCCAAUACCGAUCCUGCCAAGGACAUCAAGAACCUCCAGGAGCGAACCAAGAAGGCUGCUGAGGAGACUCACAAGGCCGGCACUAGCACGCGCGAUAACAUGUAA